Messenger RNA from Pollicipes pollicipes, 1791 nucleotides. Its product is annotated as leucine-rich repeat neuronal protein 2. The annotation marks the transcript as partial. Gene Ontology annotation, molecular function: protein binding. The record is from RefSeq and is a predicted model, not a curated record. The transcript has 2 exons. Lineage: Eukaryota; Metazoa; Arthropoda; Thecostraca; Pollicipedomorpha; Pollicipedidae.
GCGGCGCACAGCUGCCAGUACCGCGGCAGCGUGGCCGACUGUGCGGCGAGCAAUCUCACGGCGCCGCCGACCGGCCUCUCGCAGAACACCACCGAACUCGACCUGCAAGGCAACCGUCUGGGCAGGCUCGACUUCGCGGCGCUCGGACUGCUGCAGCGCGCGCGCGUCCUCAACUGCAGCGGCGCCGGCGUGACGGGCGUGAGUGGCACGGGCGCGGCGCUGCCGCGGCUGCGCCAGCUCGACCUCAGCCGAAACGCGCUGACGGCGGUCGCGGCCAACACGUUCCGCAGUUUCGCGGAGCUGCGGCGGCUCGACCUUUCGCAUAACCGGAUCGGCAGCGUGGCGGACGCGGGCCUGGUGCUGCCGCGGCUGGCCGUCCUCGACCUCUCGCACAACCUGCUGACGGCCCUGACGCGGUUCGCGCUGAUCGACCUGGCCGAGCUGCGCGAGCUCGACCUGUCGCACAACCUGUUGCUGCGGCUGGCCAGCGACGCGUUCGCGAGCGCGCGCAACUUCUCGCGGCUCGACCUGUCGCACAACCGGCUGAGUCGGCUGGACGGUGCGGCGCUGCGCGGCCUGCACGCCGCCUCGCUCGACCUCUCCGACAACCUGUUCCGCCGUGUGCCGACCGCCGCGCUGAAGGCCGUCAAGCUGGUGGGUGUGCUGGAGCUGAGCGGGUGCCCGGUGGAGCGGCUGUCCACGCGUGCGCUGCACAAGAUCGCGGCGCGCGACGUGCGCUUGCGGCGUGCGGCACCGCUGCGGCGCGUGGCGCGCCACGCCGUCGACGAUAUGCCGUUGCUGGAGCGGCUGACGCUCGCCGAGAACCCGCGCCUCGACUUUAUCCAGCCCGAGAUGGCACGCCGGGUGCCGAGCCUGCGCUACCUGAACCUCUCCGGUAACGCGCUGCUGGCGCUGAGCCAGGCGGUCGUGCCGCCGGCGGCGCUUCAGCUCGACUUGCGCCGCAAUCCGUUGCGCUGCGAUUGCGCGCUGCGUUGGCUGCGCGCUCCAGCCGGCCGGCUGACCGCGACCUCCGACGCUGUCUGCGCGCCGCCGGGGCUGCGCGCCCAGCCGGAGCGCUGCGCGCCGCACGUGUUGCCGCUCUUCCAGAACCGCUCCGAGCCGCUCGGCCAGUCGCUGAGUAUGCAGUGCGCGAGCGGCGGCUGGCCGCUGAACGCCGUGUCCGUCACCUCCAACUUCGUCACUGUCUCGUGGAGCGUCGCCGGCGGCAGCCUCGUCGCCUUCUUGCUCAUCCAGGAGCCGCCGGCCGGCGCCGGCAACGCCACCAGCUAUCGCGUCAACAACAUGGGCCUACAGGCGCAGUCGUUCACCUUCAACCACCUGGAACCGGGCACCGAGUACACCUUCUGGCUGGCUCUGCCCCGCGCCGAGUACGUCAUCCGCCUGGCCUCGCUGCGGGUCACCACGCGGCAGGCCGGCUUCCUCUACAUGCGAGGCCGCCGCAAAAACUACGCCAGUGUGAUAGCGAUGGCGGUGCCGGCGGCGGGCAUCGUGCUCACCUGCCUGGCGCUGUGCGCGCGCCGGCUGCACCACUGGCGCCGCCACAGGCGCAACCUGACGCUGAAUCAGCUGGCGCGCAGUGGCGUGCUGCCCUCCACCUCCAACACCUCCGACAUGGCAUUCCUGAACCACUCGGCGGCCGUGAACGCGGCCGAGGAGGCGGAGCGGGCCUCCGUGGUCGCCGAGAGCACGUGCUCGGUGAUAUCGGGGAACGCUUUGGACGGGCGGGAGCCGACCCCGACCGUCGAGGCGCCCAAACAGAACGCGUUGUGA